AUGUGGCCUCAUAGCCAAUGCGCUGCAUUUGUCCACAAUAAUGUUAAGCGGUUCAACAACUCAUUGGCAGCUUCGUAUCCAGUAAAAACUUGCCAGGGAAAUCAAUCCCUUAAAGGCCAGCCGAAUGUCAACGAACCUGUAACGUGCCGUGAAGAGUUCGCAAUGGUUGUCAAAUCCACCCUUGCCGCUACGGUUGGGCGCCCUAUACGAUUGGUAUACAGUGGUGAAGUAGAUGCCAUUAACAAAGAUGGAGAUCCAAUUGAGUUGAAGACACAGCGCCAUGCUCUUGAAGGGACCUUUUGGAAGCAAAAGAGCAUGAAGUGGUGGUUACAAUCAUUUCUUAUUGGCAUUCGAGAUAUAGUCGUUGGGUACCGCGAUGAUGACGGAAUUGUGACAAAGCUGCGAGAGUUAUUGGAAGAAGAUGGUGAAGCAUGUCUGGUUCGAUAUGAACAAAAUCGUGAUGAAAUUACGAUUCAUUCCACUCCACUGCCUGAUAUCGAUUUCUUUACGUAUGCUUUUCGUGUCCAUUUCAAUCUGGAAUAG
Molecule: messenger RNA, 543 nt
Organism: Cooperia oncophora
Lineage: Eukaryota; Metazoa; Nematoda; Chromadorea; Rhabditida; Trichostrongylidae
Source: the annotation of a GenBank genome assembly